AUAUGGGUGUGGGUCGGGGGUCAUGUAGGAGCCCACCGUUCCCCUCCCUGCAACCGAGCAACAGAGGGUAAAAGAAGGGGGAGGGUGAAAAGCAAGAAUGACUCAUAGCCGAAAGGAAGUGCUCAAGCCAUGGGAAGCAUGCUACGGGAGAUUUCCGAGGCAGCGCCGUGAGGGGCUGGGUGCCCCGGGUGAUGGGGACCCCCAACCCAACAUCUGGCCGCCGCUGCUGCUCGCCGGACAAUGGAAAAGGCGGCAAGGACCAGCAGCAGAACUCAAAGGACGAAAAGGAGCCUGAGGAGACAUCACCGAAAACACAAAGUGUCCCUGCAUCAGAGACCAGCAGCCAGGCGAUGGAAGACACAAAGGAGGAGGAGAAAUCCCAAGAUGAGGACUCCCAUGCAGCUUUCAGGAAUGUUGUGUUUCGAAAACCUGCACAAGUGAUUCUUGGUUUAGAUGAAUACGAACUGAGGUUAAAAACACAGCAACCAUGGAAGAAAAAUUUUCAUGAGAUAGUAGAAGCAAGAGCCCAGGUCAUGCAGCAGAACAUGUUAGAGAAGGAUAGCCUGAAGAAGGAACAAGAAAAGAAGACUGCAAAAAAUCUCCCUAGGGAUGACUUGGCCAAAGAGUGGUUUAAUAUUGAAAGCAUGACACUAAGUCCCCGGGCGUACUUGCUGGACAAGCUUCUACCCACCUUGAUUCCGGGAGUAGAACACAUGUUAAUGCAGGUAGAAAAGAAGAAACUCUUGAGCCGAGCUGAUAUCCCAACGAAGUUUGAUCCAAUUAAUUACUUGGGGGAAUAUUUAAUGAGAAAUAAUACUCACUAUGUCAAAGACCCAGGAAUGUCUGGUUACCAGAGGGUGAUGAAAGAAGUCACAGAGAAACUGAAGAUACAUGUUCCUGGUACAAUCAGCAACAGAGUAUCCAACAUGAAGGAGAAAGUUAAGCAAAAGAGAGAACAAAGAGAAUAUAUCAGCACAGUCAAAGUCAAGGUGGCCUCCAUGAGAAAGCAGGCUCUGGAGGAACAGUUCAGUGAAUGGAUUCUCAACCCCAGAGGAAUGAUUCCUAUAGUUGUGGUUCAGAAUGUCCUUUAUGAUUUUUUUCAGAAGCCAGAAUUGCAACUUGAAUCACAUUGCAAAGAUCUGAUUAUGAUCAAAUCUCUGGAACCUGGAUUGAACCAACAGCAAUUUAUACAAUACAUCUCUUCACACGUUGCAAACUUGAAGAGUGAAGUUUUUGAGAAACUCAUUAAACACCUUUGCCACUAUGCUGAAGGAUUCCGGGAGAUCGUAAAAGCGGACAUGCGGAGACAGAUGUUUGCUGAACUCUUCCUCUAUUGUGACAGUGGAAAGGUGAAGGCCUUGGAUCGGCAGAGGACACUGGCCUUGCUGGAAACAUUCUAUGAUCAAAGCUCACAAACUACGAGGAGUUUACUCCGAAACCCAAGACAAUGGCCAUUAAUUGAAUUUGAGGAGAUAGAGUUGCCUGAGUUCUGGGGAGAUAUGGAUAUGAAGAAGCAUAUUUAUGAAGACUUUGAUGAGGUGCUCUUAAAAAUGAAUGUGAUAAUGGCUGAAAAACUUGCUAGCAAACUCCAAGAAAAUGAAGAUCAGCAGAGAGAGACAAGUGCAGACCAAGAACCAUCCCCAGAGUCAGCCACAGAGCCAGGAACACCACUGACUUCAGAACAAGGAGCCAGCAAAGGAAAGAAACCCCACAAAGGGUCUCUUACAGGACAAGGACAGGGCAAAGGGUCGCGCCUAUCAUCCAGUUCAGGACAAGGAUCUCGCAAAACGUCAGUAGCAGAGCCAAGAUCGCACAGAGGAGGGUCAGUGGCAGAGCAAGGGUCCCACAGAACUUCUGCAGCCGAGCAAACACAGCAGAGAGGGUCCGUUGCAGAGCAAGCGUCCCGCAGAACUUCCGCAGUCGAACAGGAGCCACAGACAGAGCAAGACCUAAACAGUGACUCCGUGUCAGAACAAGAACCACACAAAGGGUCAGUCAUAGAGGAAGAAGGAUCACAGAGAGGGUCAAUUUCAGAACUUGAGCAACACAGAGCAUCAAUAGCAGAAGAGCGCAAAAGGUCAUCUGUAGAUACUGGGUCUCGUAGGAGUUCAGAAGCCGGGUCGCGCAAAGGAUCAUUGAUAUACCAAGGACAGCGCAAAGGAACUGGAGGUCAGCGCAAAGGGUCAGCGGGACGCAAAGCGUCAAAUUCAGAAUAUGAAACACAUAAAGAGUCCAUAACAGAAGAGCCACAGUACGAGUCAGAACAAGGAUCGCCGACAGACACCAUUCUAGAAGAACCAGACGCAGAAUCAACCUCACAAUUAGAAGAAAGCGGCACCUUAAAAGAAAGUGAAGCCUCGAAAUUCGAAAAAAUGGAAUCUCAAGAAGAAAAGCCUUUGCCGACCAUAAAAGAAAAGCAAGCCGCCAUAGAUUCCCAACAGCGUGAGGAAGUUCCCGCAAACAGCAAAAAGCCAGGGGGCAGCAAAAAAGAUCGCCUUCCAGUAGGAGCUUCAAAAAUGAACUCUGAGAAAGACAAAGCCUGCGAACCGAAGCCCCAACACAUAGAAGGAAAAUCAUGGUCAGGUGAAUUUUUGGCCUGUGACUGGAAGGUACAAUCUGAAGAUGAGGAGCAGGCAAAAUUAAUCUACGGUGACUCCAGAUUCACAGACCUGCAUGCGAUUGUUAGAAAUAUUCAGACUUAUAAGGAAAUAAAAGGAAGGAGUGCCUUCGAUGGAGUUUCCCUCAACUUGCUGCAGUUUGUGCAACUCCUAGAGACAUUUGUGGGUGAAGACACCCCCUUAAGUGUCAGCCAGAGUCUCACCUCCUUCUUUCAGAAGAACUAUUUUGAAACAAAACAAGAGAAGAUGAAAGCCUUGGAGCAGGCUAGACAGAACGCUUUCCGAGUCCGACGGAUACUACUUCUAGAAGCCCUCUUCCAGAAGUGGGACAACGAUGGCUCAGGCUUUCUGAGUCUGAAUGAAGUGGAUGAUCUCCUGUAUACAUACAAGGAGGGAAUGGAAAGAGAGUCUAUGAAGAAAGCUAAACUGCAUAUCCAAUUUCCAAAGCCACAUCCUGGUCAUGAAAUAAAGUUGUCUUCAGAGCAGUUUCAGAAGUACAUAGAAUUGGUUGUGUCUGAACUCAGGGGCAACGAGGACCAAGUUCUGGACAGUGUUGUAGAGUUUCUGAUGAGUUCUUUAGAGAGGAGCCACACUGAGGGUCUAAGGAACUGUGCAAGACGGAAGUGGCUCCAUCAGAUCCAACAUGCUGCAGAGACAAGUGGGGUGUCCCUGGAGCCAGUGUAUGCCGAGACCUUUAGGGCCCUCACCCAGGAUGCUGAAGCUCAUGGAAAUAAGAAGAUCAGUGCUCACAUUUCCCUCUUAGAAGAAAACCUCUUCCUGCCAGAGAGAGGGGAUGUUCUCUUGAGGAAUGUGGCUUGUACCCUGGAUGAUGCUCCCUUUGUACUGAACAAAGUGCUCUACAGGGACAUGAAAGGAAUCAGUUUUACAGUAGUGGAUGAAGGCAAGCCAAUCCAUGUCCCACAAGUUCAGCACCAUGGGAACAUCUUCUUCUGGAAUAGUUCCCGCAGGAAGAGUGAGCGUCAUGGGUCAUUCCUGGCUCUGCCUCUUCAUGAUGCAUAUAUGAGGAUCUUUGGGGUCCUGGCAAUUGACACUCUUCGAGAUCCCCGUGAAAUAAACAUCUUCCUACAUCAUGAGAUCAAAUUCUAUCAGGGUGUUGCCAAGGCCUUCAGCACUGCCUAUCACCACGUUCACAGCAGGGAGCACAUCCUGCACACUGUGAUCACUGGCAUCAGGUGGCUCUUCAAUAUCACAUCCGGCAUCACCUCCAUCACUACGUGCUUUAUUGAGCCUAGCUCAGAACAGGAAGACUAUGUUUUACGCAAAAUGAUGGUUACAGAGUAUCUCGGUCUAACAGAAAUCCAUACAGAACCCCCAACCAUUUCGAGGAAGUCGAGCAUUUUCAGAGAUUUUCUCUUUAAGUGCACAGACACUUCGGAAGUUAUCUUGGCUUCUAGCAGUGGAGAAACCCACAUUGUAAUUCCACUUCGCCAAAGAACAAAAGAGGCUAUGGGAAUCCUCGAUGUUAACAUCGGCCAGACUAGGAUGUUGAUGUAUCAAGAAUAUAAAGAUCUACAGAAAAUGACGAAGAUGAUCCAAAAUGCCUGCGAUGAAAUACUGGGCGAAUUCUCUGGAGAAAUCAAGAAAAACGAGGUCAUAGAGAUGGAAAAGGCCGGAGAAGUCACGAGGGCAGGAAUUCUCUUCUUCCGGGUCAUGUUGCAGGAGCUUCGGGAGUGCCUUCAGCUCCUCACAUCCAUGGACUUUGUGUCUCUGCUGCUCUAUGAGCACAGACCUCGCGAGGAUGUGACGCUUUCUUCAGACAUCGGUUCCCAGUAUAUAGACGCCAACGUGGCCCUUGUGCAUGACAUUCUGAAAGGAUCUAUCUUGUUCUCUCAGCAGGAUAUAGAAACUUCCAGUGACUUGGAAGAGUGGGAAAAGUGGAAGUUUUACAUUAACAAGUACUUAGUUGAGGAUCUUUGUGUGUUUGAUCCAACGGCUAUCGAUAUGAACAUUAACGUACAGCUUGUUAUGGACUAUGUCCUAGCGUUCUGUCUGCAUGUUGGAAGAGAGCACCAGCUCUCAUUACAGAUGGUUGUAAGCCACUAGGUGGUUGCUGGGAAUUGAACUCAGGACCUCUGGAAGAACAGCCAGUGCUCUUAACCUCUGAGCCAUCUCUCCAGCCCUAAUCAGAGGAAUCUUAAGUCAAGGUCAUCCUCAGUUACAUGACAAGUUCAAGCCAACCUGGAGUAUAUGAAAUCCUGUCAAAAAGAGAAAGAAAGAGAAAAGAAGAGGAAACAUCACACACUUCGGAAAUCCGCAGCUUGGUGGUUUGGUUAAUACACCAAGUUGUGCGAUCAUCACCACUGUCCAAUUCUAUGAUGUUUUCAAAAGAAGCUGCAGCCCCACUAGCACUCACUCCCUCUCUUUCCUCACUCUGUCCCCAGCAUCUGCUGAUCUGCUUCCUGUCCGUUCGGAUGUGCCCAUCCAGACUGUGAUAUAAAUGGGAUUAUAGACUAGGCGGCCUUUGUAUCUGGUUUCUUUCAUUCACUGUAGUGUUUUCAGGGCUCACUUACAUUUUAAUGUAUAUUAGUUGUUCAUUCCUUUCUUAUGACUGAGUUAUCUAUAUAUUGGUAAUCUGUAUUUCACUUAUCCAUUUAUCAGUUCAUGGGCCUCUGGGGUUUUUGUUUUUGGCUCUUGGGAUUAUACCAGGAACAUUUGUUUAUAGUUUUUUUUGAAUGUGCAUAUUCUGUUCUCAUGGGCAUAGACCUUAGGAGUGAAAUUGCUAGGUCAUGUGGUAGCUCUGUUUUACUUUUGUGGAAACGUCUCUAUGGCUUUUUAAGUCCAAAGUUGCUACUGAGGUAUUGGAAGCUUUUCUUGUUUCUGAUUUUCCAAGCGUUACCUUUGUCUUGCUUCUCCCUAGAAGCUAUAGAAUCACCCCUUUAUCCCCAACGUUGUGAAAUUUCAUAAUGAUAAUCUUGGACAUGGCUGUUUUCGUCCAUUGGUCUGCAGUGCUUGCUGGGCCUUUUCAGUUGUGAAAUCCAGGUCCUCACCUCCUAGAUACUGACAGAGCAUCAAGGUUGCUAUUAUAACUGUGCAAGCUGCACACUGCAUGAAGGUGCCCCACUGAGGAGGUGAGUGGCAGCUAAAAUCUAACGUGGAUUUCACUUCCUGAGGCCACGCUGCGUCUGCUUGGAAGUGGCCUCUUUUUCUCCACAGGCCUUUUCUCUGCUCCGCCAGCUGCAGGACAGUACAUUUACCCAGGACAGGUGACCUGGAGGCUGGUGCUGACUCUCCUCUCCCUUUCCUAUGUUCAGACAUUGCUUCUCCUAGACUCGAUCUUCAAAAUCCUUCUUUUUAGUGGCUAGGGUAUAGCUCCGCAGAUCUCUUACUAGCUUGCAUGAAGCCCUAGGCUUGAUUCCCAGCAUCUUUAAAUAGGUAAACAAAUGUCUUAUUUUCUAUCCUAUUUUCCAUCUCUUUGCCCUUUUGCUUUCCUUUCAGGUAAGCUCAGUCUUCUCGGCUGAUUCCGUGGCUGGGGAGGUGUGCGUGUUUGAUGGCGAAGAACUCCCCUGUCGCUGUGCUCUAAGCUCUCCCUGCCUUCAGCCUCCUGUUCACAGUUCAGGCAUUGCUAAUGGCAUCUUGAAGUUUUCUCCUCCCUGGAGUUUCUCCCCUUCCUUUCUCUUUUGGUGUCUGAAUAUCUGUGUCUCAGAUGAAAUGGUUUGUUUAAGAGUGAAAUGACUUCCAGUGUCUGUGCAUCUCUAACUUCUUUAUCUUGAGCUAUCAGCUCCCUGUGUGACAAGAGUCUUCUGUUACUCUGUCUGGAGAGGAAAGAGCCUGUCUUCCCGAAUUCUAGGGCCUAAUGGGGAAGUCUGCAGGACCUCCACAUUUAGAACACAUCUUAGCACCUCCCCAUUUUCAUCGGGGAACUGCCAGCUCAGUCUAAUGCCCCACUCUGAAACUCUCUGUGUUAUCCUGAGAUAUUUCUAGAAGUGGGAGACGAAGUCCCCCGGAGCUGUAAUAUGAGGAGGAUUCCUAAGAACUCUAACUUUCCUGAUCAGCAUCUAGACACCUUUCUGAGUCCUGUGAGGUUCCUGGGAUGUGCAGUAAGUUUGGUCCAGGCCUUCUCCAUUGAUGUAAGAGUCUGCUUUCUCCUGUUACCAUUGGCAUUCAUUCAUCGCUGCUCACUUCUAAAACUUGAUCGCUUCAGCCUUUGCUCAACCACUUUUUAAAAAGUGUUGACUAUGUGCCAGACUGUUUUAGGACCUUGGGAAACAAUAGUGAGUAAGCUGACUAAGGUCCCCGCUCUCAUGAAACUUACAUGGCCUGCUGUCAGGAGAGUCAUCACCACCUGGGCUAGUGUGAGCUCUUAUCUAAAACAAAAUCAAAACCCUACAGACCUUAUCCAUCCAGAGGAGAGCCGAGAAUCAACGGCACAGUGCUGGGCUACAGCUCAGUGGCAGAGCACUGGCCUACAGGCACAGAGCUCUAGAAUCCCUUCCCAGUAACACAUACACAUAUACACACAGCAGAAAACAUAAUAAAUGUAUAAAAAACACAUGCUAAAAUGGGUAAGCAUGGUAAGGCAAUUGAGUGCAUUUGGGGGAGACCGGGAGGAAACAUGGGGUGGAGUUUUGUUUUCUCUUAGGUGAUGGUGUGGCUCCCACCUAAGGUCUUGUUGUCUGAAGGAGUACAGAUAUAAAUAGUCAGAUAGACCUUGUCAAAAGGUGAAAUUGAGUCAAGGAAAUCAGCUAUAUAGAUAACUUCUGUGGAGUGUGCGCCAGGCAGAGCAUAGAGUGACUGCAAAGGCCAUAUAAGGCAGGAAUAUGCAGUGUGUUGAAACAUUCAGGAGGACAUCGUGUCAGGUGCAGAGUAAGAGAGUUAGAGAAACAUUUAAGAUGAGGUCAUGGGGUUGGGAAGUGGGCAGAAACAGUCAGAGCCUCACACCAUCAUAACAUAAUAUGAGAAUAGAAUGUAAGCAGAAGUGUUUCAUGACAUGCCUUAUGCUAUGAAAGAAUCACUCUAAUGGCUAGAAUAGUGGCUCAUACUUCCAGCACUCAAAGGCUAAGGCAGAAGGAUUAUGAAUUCAAAAGUCAACCUGAGUUAUAUGGCAAGACCCCAUCUAAAAAAUAAAUAAAAUAAGGAAAUAUAAGGAAUUGGGCAUGGUGAUGCCCAUUUUUAAUUCCAAAAUUUGGGAGGCAGUCAGGCAGAUCUAUGUGAGUUCAAGGCCAGCUUGGCCUAUAUAGUGAGCUCGAGGCCACCCAAGACUACCUAGUUAGACUCCAUUGAAAGAAAGAAAGAGAUUGAAGGGAAGAAGGAUGAAGGAAAUAAAAGAACCAUUCUGCUUCUGUGACAAAAAGGCCUUUCCGGGGUGGGGGUAGUCAAAGAGAAUGCCCAGAGGAGCUGCUGCAGGAAUUUACAUGGGAAUGGUCCUGACAGAUGGUGAAAAGUGGUCGGAAGAUAUAUAGUACAGAUUUUGGUUAGAACCAAAAUGUAACUACACAGCUUGGGUGUGAAAUGUGAACAGAACAAGAGCCAAGGUGGACUAUGGUUUGGGAGGAUGGAGGAGCCAUUAGUGAAAUUAAAAAACACUGUAGGGAAGAGAAUCGGUGCAGGGAGAUGAAGAGUUCCAAUCUGGGGGCUGGAAAGAUGGCUCAGCUGCUUUAGCUUGCUGAGAGAGUACUUGGUGCUCUGGCGGAGGACUGAUGUUUAGUUCCCAGCACCCACAUCUGAUGUGGCUCACAACCACCUGUCACUCCAGUUCCUAGGAACCCAGUGCCCUAUUCUGACUUCCAUAGGCAUUCACAUGCAUACACACAGGCACGUAUAUGCACACACACAAAUAAAUGAGAUAAAUAUUGUUGAAGCAUUCACAUCUGGCAUGCUGAGGUUGGGCUGUCUAUUGGGCAUGUGAGCAGAGAUGUGAGUAGGUAACUAUAAAAAGAACUCUGAGAUUCUGAAGAAAGCUCUAGGUGGGGAUAUAAAAUUGAGAUUUAUUGGCCAAUAGAUGAUGCCUUAGUUAGGGUUUCUCUUGCUGCAAAGACACAGCAUGAGCACAGCAACUCUUAUAAAGGAAAAACAUUUAAUUGGGAUGGUUUAUAUUUUCAGAGGUUUAGUCUAUUAUCAUCAUGGUGGGCAAUGGUGACAUGCAGGCAGACAUGGUACUGGAGAAGGAGCUGUGAGUUCUACAUCUUGACCUGCAGGCAACAGGAAGUGGUCUGAGACACUGGUUGUAUCUUGAGCAUAGAAGACCUCAAAGCCACAGUGACACACUUCCUCUAACAAGGCCACACCUAUUCCAACAAAGCUGUACAUCCUAAUAGUGCCACUCCCAAUGAGUUUAUGGGGGCCAAUUACAUUCAAACUACCACAUUCCACUCCCUGGCCCCCAUAAGCUUGUAACAGUACAAUAGUGCAAAAUGCACUUAGUCCAAUUUCAAAAGUCCCCAUAGUCUAUCACAGUCUCAACAAUAUUUUAAAGUCCAAAGUUCAAAGUCUCUUCUAAGAUUCAUGCAAUCUCUUAAAUGUAAUCCCCUAUAAAACUGAAAUAAAAAAACAGAUCAUAUACUUCCAACAUAUAAUGGAACAGGAUAUACGUUACUGUUCCAAAACAUAGGGAAGGGAGCAUAAAGAGGAAAUAGUGGACUAAAGCAAGACCAAAAAACAGCUGAGCAAACUCCAAACUUUGCAUCUCCAUGUCUGAUGUCAAAACGCUCUUCAAAUCUCCAACUCCUUUCAGCUUUGUUGACUGCAACACACUUCUUUCUCUUGGGCUGGUUCCACUCCCUGUUAGCAGCUUUUUUUCAGCAGGUAUCCCAAGACUCUGGCAUCUCUAACAUCUUGGGGUCUCCAAGGCAAUCCAGGCUUCUCCUUCAUAGCUUCAUACAACGGCCUCUCUGGGAUAUUCAGGGACACCAAGACACAUGCCUGGUGGCCUCAGUGGCUUUCCUUAGUCAUGGAGGAAGAUUCCUUUCUUCUAUCCUUGACUCUAAAGCCAGAAACAUGUAGCCAAAGCAGCCAAGUUCAGCUGCUUGCCUGGGCUGGAACAUGACCCCCUGGUUCAAUUACAUCUUCACAGGCUUUCUGCUUCCCAUGGUUUCCUUCACUACCUAAGCUUGACUGUCCUGGAGCUCAACCUAUAGACCAGGCUGGCCUUGCACUUAGAGAUCUGCUUGCUUCUGUCUCCAGAAUGUUGGGAUUAAAGAUGUGUACCACCACACCUGGCUCUAAAUUUUUCUUUUAAUCCCUUUUCACAAGGUGGAAACUUAGCUGGGUGAGAUCUUGCCCUGAGGUCACCACUCCCUGUUUUCUAUUUCUUAAUCUGCUUAUCUCCUUGAACACAGGACUUAGCUCCAAUCCACUUCCUGGUGCUCCUUUUUUCCUCAAAUUGUACAUUUUGCAUUUUUCCUUGUUCAUCUUGCUCCUUUUCAUUAUAAAUCUGUAGAAGAGUGACUAGCAAUAACCACACAACAGAGUGAAUACUAGGCUGUUCCAAGAUUUCCUUCGCCAGGGGAAUUAAUCCAAAUCUCUUCACUCUAACCUCAGGCAGACUGUUUAGACAAGGGCAAAAAGCAGCUAUAUUCUUCACCAAAACAUCGCAAGAAUGAUCUCUAGGCCACAUAUUAAUAUUCUUCUCUUCUGAAACCUCUUGAGCCAUCCCCCACCCCACAGUUUAAAUCAUCCUCAACACCACUGUCUUCCAUGCUCCUACUAGUAUGGCCCAUUAAGCCACACUUAAAGCAUUCCACUGCUUCCCUAACUCAAAGUACCAAAGUUCACAUUCCUCCAAACAAAAACAUGGUCAGGCCUACCACAGCAAUACUUCAGUCCCUGGUACCAACUUCUGUCUUAGUUAGGGUUUCUAUUACUGUGAAGAGAUACAGUAACCACACAACUCUUAUAAAGGAAAAUAUUCAAUUGGGUGGCUUACAGUUCAGAGGUUCAGUCCAUUAUCAUCAUGGUGGGACAUGGCAGCAUGCAGGCAGACAUGGUGCUGGAGAAAGAGCUGAGAGUCCUACAUCUUUACCCGCAGGCAACAAGAAUUGGUCUGAGACACUGGGUCUAUCUUGAGCAUAGGAGACCUCAAAGCCCCACAGUAUACAUUUCCUCCAAAAGGCCACACCUCUAAUAGUUCCACUUCCAAUGAGCUUAUGGAGGCCAAUUACAUUCAAAUUACCACAGAUGAUUUACGAAGGGAGGAGUGAAGACAGUUCUUUAGAUGUUUUGCCACAAAGGGAGCAUAGAAGCAGGUUUGACUAGGGUAUGUUACCAAAAGGUUGGGAGUUUCUUCCCUGAACCAUGAAUUUCUGUAAAGAUAAAUUACACUGACUGAGCCAUAGUGAUGUGAGUGCCCUGCACUGCCACCUGAGGUCAUGGCCACGUCUGGGUCCAUACUGCCACCAAAGGCCACGUCUGGGUCCAUGGUCCCACUGUGGCCAGGGUCCGUGUCACCACGGAAGGCCACAUGCAUGUCCAUGAUCUGUGCUGCAGGCUGAAACUACAAUGAUAUCCACGGGCUGUGCUGCCACCGAGGGCCAUGUGGAUGUGAAGGGCUGUGCUGCCACCUGAAGCCAUUUUGAUAUCCUUGGCCUGAGCUGCUGCUGAGAGGUACGAUGGUGUCCAUGGCCCAUGCUGUGGCAGAGGGCUGUGUUGAUAUCCAUGGUCUGUACUGCCACUGGAGACCAUGCUGAGGUCCAUGGCACAUACUGAUGCUGGAGACCAUGUGGCUGUCCGUGGUCUGUGCUGUGGCCAGAAACCAUGAUCCAUGCUCCCACUGAUUGGAAAGGGCAAGGGAGCUACUUUAGCCAUGGUAUUGAUGACUGCAGACUCAAAAUUGAGAAAGAAGAACUUAAAAGGCUUCUGUAACAACCCCCCAAAAAGUAACAACCUAAGCAGAAAGCUGUAGAAGAGAACUUAAAAAUUGUAAUAAAGGGGGCUGGAGAGAUGGCUCAGAGGUUAAGAGCACUGGCUGUUCUUCCAGAGGUCCUAAGUUCAAUUCCCAGCAACCAUAUGGUCCUGAGUUCAAUUCUCAGCAACCACAUGGUGGCUUAUAACCAUCCUUAACGAGAUCCGGUGUCCUCUUCUGGCCUGCAGGCAGACAUACAGGCAGAACACUGUAUACACAAUAAAUAAAUAAGUAAAUCUUUUUUAGAAAAUUGUAAUAAGGAUGCUGAAGUGUAGCUCUCCACAAGUGAUGGCUUCUGGCAGGGGCUGGGGCUGGAUGGGGGAGGACUCAGUUUUCUUUAAGGGGCUGACCACCGCGAGUUUAACCACGCUCCAGUGACUGUGCGGGCAACACAAAUUGGACUUGUUCUUUUGUUCGUUUGUUCGCUUGUUUGCUUUUUUCUUUUUCUUCUUUUUUCGGGGAGGGGGGGUCAAAAGGGCGGGUGUGGGCAAACCUGAGAGGCCUGGGAAGUGCGUGUGCUGGGGUUCAGGAUGUGAAAUUCCCAAAUAAUCAAUAAAAAUAUUAUUUAAAAAAUUACACUGACCGAUGUUGACACAUUUGGUUUAUGGCUACGUUGUUUAAAAAAAAGUCCAGAAUGGGUGCUUUGUACAGCAAUCGUGCGCACAGCGGGAGUGGAACUAUGCGCUUUCAAGAGCUCGUUAUCCGUCCUGGAACAAACUUCCACCUCAGCUAUAAUAAAUCAAAAAACAAGAUUUCCUCCCUGUUCAACACCGAUCCGUUCCUGUUAGGCCUGGGAGGUGUCUGCCUUUGGGACAACUGUAGAUGUAUCCAACCUUCUUAUUAAAUAAUAAACACAGAACCAAUGCAAAGAAGAAAGCCAAGAGGUCAGAGCUAAGAGCUAAAACCUUACCCUUCCUCCUGCGGUGGUCCUACCUCUCCGAACCAGAGCUACCCCUGUGUUAAAGUCUUUAUAUAGAGUUCCUGUCCUGCCUUCUCAUUGGUUGUAAACCCAACCACAUGACCGCCUCCUCACAGCCUGUCUGUAUAGGCCUCCAGGUUUUCCAUGAUUGGUAUUGAGAUUAAAGGCAUGUGUAUCCAAUAAUGGCUGUAUCCCUGAACACACAGAGACUUACCCAGCUCUGCCUACCAAGUGCUGGAAUUACAAGCGUACGCUACCACUGCCCUGCUUUCCUAUGGCUUGCUAAUAGCUCUGACCCCCGGGCAACUUUAUUUAUUAACAUACAAAUAAUAUUUUAAUACAAAUAAAAUAUCACCAUAUUUCCCCUUUUCUAUUUUAAUAAAAAGGAAAAAAAGAAAAAACUUAUAACUAAUAUAAGAAAAACUAUAUACAAAAGUACAAUAACUAUAUACAAUAUAUACAAGUAAUAAAUACCUAAACAAUGUCUAGUCCAUUUGUAUUUGACAAAUUCAGAGAAAAUAAUUUCAUUAUCUAUCCUAUUUUGGUAAGUCCAAAAUGUAUCCUAAUUAAUCUUCAACUAUAACUAACUAAUCUUCAACUCCCUCAGAGACCCAAGAAGGAAAUAAUAUUAGCUAACAAAAAUAAAAACAGGAAGUGCACAUAAGCAACUUCCAAAAAAUUUGUGAGUUGACAGAAACAGACAGCUGUCUGGACAGUCACCUGAGGUUUCUCCGAAGUGCUGGGGCAUCAUCUUCAGCCUAUAGGCUUAGCAUAUCUGACAGACUCAUUUGUGAAGUAGGAUGUACACAAGGUCAACAGUUCAACCUCACAUUGAGUGAGAGUAGUCCAUGGACCAGAAACACCUGAAUUCCACUAGUGUCAUGUCAUGAUUCAGGAUUUUAAAUUCUGGAAAUUGUUGAUGGUUUUUUAAUUCAGCUGUCCAUUCUUCUUGGCUGUGUAUAUAUGGCUUCAUCUCAGCAUCCCAUUCUUCUCCAUAUCCCUCCAUCAAAUGCCAGUCUACUAUUGAGAGGCGUGAGCUUAGUUACUCUUCAAGAAUAACUGUUUCAGCUGCUGUUCCAUUGCACAUCAGAGGCCAUCGGCCCACUGCCUGUUCAGCUGCCUUCGAAGAAAAGGGCUCUGUACCUUUUUCGAAUUGCGAAGGCCACUUCAGGGAUGGUGCCAUAUUGUCCUGGCCUCUGAAGAUGCCUUUUGAUAAAGCCAUAACCACACUUGUUUUGGCAAGAAUCAGUAAUCCUUUGUUUUAUGUCCUGUCUGUCCAUUUUGUCCUGUUGAUUCGAGGAUACUUUGUUGUCCAGUGGCUAACUUUUGCCACAAUGAAAGUUAACUCCAUAUGCAGUUUCUUCAAUGCCCAUAUUUUCUCUGAAGUAGAUUGAUACUGCCAGGAGCCGACAUGUCUCAUAGUCAUAACAAAAAAGAAAAAUUUUCUAAGUUAUUAAAACAUUUUAAAUGCCAUAUUCUGUAGAUCUCUGAAGUGUUUGAAGAUAACCUGUCUAUCUAAAAUAUAUCUACUCAAUCUUGAAAACAUACCUAAUAUAACUACAAGUUCUAUUAUAAUAUCUAACUACUAACUUUCAUUUCUUUAUAUCCUAAUAGUUGGUAAUAACAUUCAAGGAUCAGAAAAUUGCAUUACAUUGUUAGAUGAACGGUACAAUUAGAAAAAUAUAUAUAAUAUUUUCUAACAAUAUCAAUUUCAAUAGACAACAGUCAAUCCACAGCGCCCAGUUGUCAUCACCAAGUUCCCCUGCCCAUGUGAAAAUAGAGCUGAAAUCUGCACGCACGUCUCCUUCCAGUAUCCGUUCUGGACAGACCUUUAGCUUAUUGUGACCAGCAGUAAUGCUAAAUGAGUAAAUUUUAAAAUGACUCAGGGAGUGUGAAGCAACAGAAACAGAGAAACCACACUGAAGGAGCUCAUGGAGAAGGAAAACAUUCAAGAACACCGCUGGCCCUGGCUCGGUCGGGAGCUGGAGGAAGCCGUUCAGCUUUUGAGCUUGAAGUUGGUACUUCAUUCUCUUGGCUUUGCCUGUUUUUACUCAUUGUCUAUGCUUCCCGGGGGAUUUGGCUUAAUUAACCCAUUGGUAAAGCAGAGAUCCACAAAUUGAGGUUUAAUUUUAAAACAUGCUUUUUAUAGUCUAAUGUUUCCAGCAUAAUGAAUUCCCUGUGUAAUUAAAAGUUUGAUUAAAGUGGGACCUAAAAAUACCAUAAUAAAAGCUUUCUCAAUACAUCCCUGUACAUAGUCAAAGGCUUACUCUGAAAUUCCUAUAGCUUAAAUGUAAUUUUUAAAAAAUGCUGUAAGCAUUGCUAAGGCAAAUCAAAAUGUUCAUAGUUUCAUAGAUUCAUAGAAGAAAUAAAAGUAGACUCCUCUUGAAAACUGCCUUGAUGGUAGAUGUGGGGUGUCUGCCAACCUGUGACAAUCAGGCACGUGUCUGCCACAAGAGGGCAGUGGCAGCCAGUGGUAAUGUUCCCAGUAGCUGCAGAAGGCUCCCUUACAGGACUCAUUAGGGGCCCCUGUAAACACACCCAUCUCUGGAAAUGACAGGGAAACGGGAACUACAUCCCAGACAGGUUCGGAGCUUUUGUCCCUGGUAACAAUAAAACAGAAAGUAAUCAACAGGGGCUUGAACAGGAAACGUUCUCUCUCUACCCUCCUACCCUUGAAUCACCAUGGAGAUGGUGACUGGUUUAAUGUUACAGACAGGGGUCUGCACACUGGGGUGUUCAGCCAAGAUCACCAACAGCCACUGAUGGAGCUGAGCACUCGUGGAGGAUUUGGGAACCAAGCUGUGGAAGCUGUUUUAUCUCAGAAAGUUAGUUGGGAUGGGUACUUAGGAGUGUCCCGGGAUGAACUUUGCUUUUAUUUAAUUUAGAUUCAUAACACUGGGACAUUAAGAUAAUCGGAGUAAUCUUUGGAAAUCUGUAAUAUUUCUUUGUAAAGUUUCCAGGAAGCUAAUUAGCACAAAGAAGGAUCAAUGAUAACAAAUUCACCCUCAGUGUUUUAAGUUGGUAUUUUUAUUGGUCUAGAAUUACCCUAAAGUGAGAUGAAUCAGAUAUUUCUAAUGUGUUCUCACGAGUAGCAUCUGUUCUUGGUUUUAUUCAUAAUUGUUACUAAUAUUAUUGAGCUGUAAUCUGGAAAAACUUUUAGGACUUGAAAUAAAGAAAUUAAAUUAUUCCUUAAUUUAAUGUUGUUUCAAUUCAGCAUUUAUUGAACACUUACAAUUGAAUGAGAAAAAGCAGUGCUUGUGUGGGGGGAGGGGGUGUGAAAAGAGGACAUCAGGAAAUUCAUUGCAUCCACAUGUUUGAAGUCAGCUUCAAACAGAAAUGAAAACUUGUGAAUGGCUCCUCAUUGCACGGGCCUUCCCUGUCAUACACUUGCACCUUAGCUUGAACAGGUGCCUUCCAAACCGUGAUAAAGCCAAGCCCAAUUCAGGGAAACUUGCCCCUUGUAUUGGUAGAAGACAAGGAAAUAAACUAUGUUCUGGGGUCUGUGGGAAAGAUGGCUCCCUGAGUAAAGGUUCCUGUCACCAAGCCUGGCAAGCUAAGCUUGAUCCCUGGGCCACACAUGUUGGAAAGAGAGAACUCCUGCAAGUUCUGGUCUACACACAGAUGCUAUGGCACAUACGUGCAUGCGCAUAUACACACAUACUCUCUCUCUCUCUCUCUCUCACACACACACACAAUCAGUAAACAAGAUUUAAUAGAAAUGUUUUAAAAUUCUAGUAGAUAAUUGAGAUUAUGGUUAAGAUACUCUUGGGUAGUGGUAUUCAACACUCUCACACGGUUUAAUGUGAGUAUAUAAUGGUUUGUUCAACUCAAAUCAGCAGGUCUUUACCCAGGUCUGCUCUGAGUUAGAUUAGGAACAACAGUGAUAAAUAAAACUCAACCUGUGGAGGCAGGCACUGGAAAGUCAGAUUUUUGUGUGUAUUUUCUCAUAAUAAUCCUAAAGUGUUCCUGUUUUACAAAAAGAUAGACAGGCUCAGGGCAAGUAAAUCUGUUUAAGGUCACAAAAUUAGUUGGGAUAGAGCCAAAAUUAGAAUUCAGACCUGUUCAACUCUAAGGUACUCUGUCCAUUGGACCAUUCUAUCUAAAUAUUAAUCAUUGGCUCCUGGGACUUUUUUUUUGUGGGGGCGGGUGUCGAGACAGGGUUUCUCUGUGUAGCUUUGCGCCUUUCCUAGAACUCACUUGGUAGCCUAGGCUGGCCUCGAACUCACAGAGAUCCACCUGCCUCUGCCUCCCAAGUGCUGGGAUUAAAGGCCGUGCGCCACCACCGCCCGGCCUCCUGGGACUCUUUAGGAAUGGCAGCUAACAGUUUUCAAUAGUGGGCAGUAACUACGUAUCUUGAAACAAAUUUUAAUUAAAGAAUAUUUCAGAGUCGUUUUGAUUUGCAUUUCCCUGAUGACUAAGGAUGUUGAGCAAUUCCUUAAAUGUCUCAAAUAUAGCAGUACAAAUAAUAAGCACUGUGUAUUCAUUAUGUAAUAAUAUUUAGUAUCCAACCUUAACAAGCUGUGUUUGGAUUAGGUUCAUUUGACUGUGUUUUACAAUGCUGGGGAGUGGCCUAGGCUUAUUUCGUGCUUGGCAGGUGCUC
This is a messenger RNA of Peromyscus californicus insignis, 16994 nucleotides long. RefSeq names its product EF-hand calcium binding domain 5 (gene Efcab5). Lineage: Eukaryota; Metazoa; Chordata; Mammalia; Rodentia; Cricetidae. The record is from RefSeq and is a predicted model, not a curated record. Gene Ontology annotation, molecular function: calcium ion binding. The coding region runs from base 192 to 4682 and encodes 1496 amino acids. The transcript has 23 exons.